Molecule: messenger RNA, 3724 nt
Organism: Amblyraja radiata (thorny skate)
Lineage: Eukaryota; Metazoa; Chordata; Chondrichthyes; Rajiformes; Rajidae
Gene: ireb2
Product: iron-responsive element binding protein 2
Exons: 22
Coding region: 46-2946 (966 amino acids)
Source: RefSeq, a predicted model, not a curated record
GGAUGGUGCGCGGUGCGGCUGUCCGUGCUUUGCUUGGAUGGAGCGAUGGCGGCGGGCACGGCAGGACAUCCGUUUCAUCACUUAAUUGAGCCAUUAUCUGCAGAUGAUCCUGAGAAAAAAUACUUCAAUGUCCUGAAACUCAGUGACCCAAGAUAUGUGGGACUGCCAUACUCCAUCCGUGUAUUAUUUGAGGCUGCUAUUCGAAAUUGUGAUGGACAUAAUGUGAAAAAAGAAGAUGCUUUAACUAUUCUUGAUUGGAAAAAUCAACAAACCCAAACAGAUGUCCCAUUCUGGCCGGCCCGUGUCCUUCUGCAAGAUUUCACGGGCAUUCCUGCAGUGGUGGACUUUGCUGCCAUGAGAGAAGCAGUGAAGAAGCUUGGCGGAGACCCUACCAACGUCGGCCCUGUCUGUCCAACUGACCUGAUUGUUGAUCAUUCACUACAGAUUGACUACAGCAAAAGUGCCAUACAAAAUGCCCCGAACCCUGGCGGAGGUGAUGGUUGUGGGUCGGCAGCUAAACCCUACAACGCCAAGCUGCAGUCAAAGACGUCACCGUGUCGAAGCUUCCGCGGCUGUUUCAGUUCGUGCCACAGGGAGGCAGGGUCCAUGUCCCUGGGAUCUCGCGGCGCAGAAAUAGAGAGCACUCCCUUGCUCUGCCCUUUCCACCUGCAACCUGUGGCUGAACCAGAAGCAUUAUUAAAGGGCCAAGAAAUGGAAUUCAACAGAAAUAAAGAACGGCUACAGUUUCUUAAGUGGGCUUCCCAAGUCUUUCCAAAUGUUACUGUGGUACCGCCGGGGAGUGGGAUAGUCCACCAGGUCAACCUCGAGUACCUGUCCCGCAUGGUAUUUGACCUUGGAGGGAUUUGCUACCCCGACAGUGUGGUGGGAACUGAUUCCCACACAACAAUGGUGAACGGCCUUGGUAUCCUUGGAUGGGGGGUUGGCGGGAUAGAAAGUGAGGCGGUUAUGUUGGGUCAACCAGUCACACUGACCUUGCCCGAGGUCGUCGGCUGUAAGCUGGUGGGUACCACAAACUCUUUGGCUACAUCGAUUGAUGUUGUUUUAAGUAUAACCAAGCAACUUCGGCAGGUUGGAGUUUCGGGCAAGUUUGUGGAGUUUUUUGGCCCAGGGGUAUCCCAGUUGUCUGUGGCAGACAGAACAACAAUCGCAAACAUGUCUCCUGAAUAUGGUGCUACUGUGAGCUUUUUCCCAGUCGAUGAUGUCACCUUAAGGCACUUAAAACAAACAGGUUAUGCUGAGAAGAAGCUUGAAUCUGUGGAAACAUAUUUAAAAGCUGUGAAACUAUUCAGAGACUAUCAGAAUCCUUCAGAUGACCCAGAGUAUUCACAGGUUAUAGAAUUAAAUCUGUCAGCUAUUGCCCCAUAUGUGAGCGGUCCAAAACGACCACAAGACAGAGUUAUGGUCACCAAUAUGAAGAAAGAUUUCCAGAACAGCUUGAGUGAAAAGGUUGGCUUUAAAGGCUUUCAGGUUCUUCCAGAAAAGCAGAAAGAGGUCGUUGCCAUUGAGUUUGAGGGAAAAGAUUACAACCUUGCCCACGGUUCUGUUGUCAUUGCUGCGGUAAUAAGCUGUACCAAUAAUUGUAACCCAUCCGUCAUGCUCGCAGCAGGUUUGCUGGCUAAAAAGGCCAUUGAAGCGGGCCUAUCUGUAAAGCCUUACAUUAAAACCAGCUUGUCGCCCGGCAGUGGGAUGGUGACCUAUUACAUGAAUGCCAGCGGUGUGCUGCCUUAUCUCCACAGCCUUGGGUUUGAAGUGAUUGGCUAUGGCUGUGCCACCUGCGUGGGGAACACGGCCCCGUUACCGGAGUCUGUUAUCACUGGAAUCAAAACGGGUGACUUAGUUGCAUGUGGAAUUUUAUCUGGAAAUAAAAACUUUGAAGGGCGCCUCUGCGACUGCAUUCGUGCCAACUACCUGGCCUCUCCUCCAUUAGUGGUGGCAUAUGCCAUUGCUGGCACAGUUAACAUAGACUUUGAAACUGAGCCUUUAGGUGUAAACUCAGACGGGAAAGAAAUCUACCUGCAAGACAUUUGGCCGAGCAGAGAGGAGAUCCAGAAAGUGGAGGAGCAACACGUGAUCCCAUCUAUGUUCAGAGAACUGAGAGAAAAAAUAGAGAAAGGAAAUAGUCGCUGGAAUGCCUUGGAAGCUCCAGAGUCACUUCUGUAUCCAUGGGAUUCAAAGUCAACCUACAUCAGAUGUCCUUCAUUUUUUGAUAAACUUACCAAGGAACCCAGCUGCGUACAGUCCAUCGAAGAUGCUCAUGUGCUGUUAUACCUGGGCGAUUCUGUCACCACCGACCACAUCUCCCCUGCUGGCAGCAUUGCCCGCAACAGCGCUGCAGCUCGGUACCUGACCUCCAGGGGCCUCACUCCCCGUGAGUUUAAUUCCUACGGAGCGAGAAGGGGUAACGACGCCGUGAUGACUCGAGGGACCUUCGCCAACAUCAGGCUCCUGAACAAAUUUAUUGGCAAAACUGCACCUAAAACAUUGCACAUCCCAUCAGGACAAACGCUCGAUGUGUUUGACGCAGCAGAACGCUACCAGAGAGAAGGCUUUCCAUUGAUCAUUUUAGCCGGGAAGAAAUACGGCUCGGGUAGUUCGAGGGACUGGGCUGCCAAAGGGCCUUAUUUGCUGGGAGUGAAGGCAAUCCUGGCAGAGAGCUAUGAGAAGAUACACAAGAACCACUUGAUUGGAAUGGGCGUCAUUCCCCUUCAGUUCCUUCCGGGUGAAACUGUAGAUAAGCUGGGACUCACGGGAAAGGAGCGAUACACAAUAAUUAUCCCUAAAGAGCUGUCUCCAGGAGUAACAGUGGACAUAACGACAAACACAGGAAAGGCAUUCAAAGCUGCAGCAAAGUUUGACAAUCAAAUGGAAGUCACCUUUUACAGACAAGGUGGUAUUUUGAACUAUGUCGCUAGAAAGAUGUUGUAACAACAAAGUCAGUCACUUGACUUUCUCGGCACCACGGUUUGGGUCCUGUCCAUGGAUGGCGUUGCCUCUGGCUCUGUCGGAGCGGUGGAGAUAGUGGCUGGCAUCCUUCAUGCUCGCUGUACUGUAUAUUUCAGAAACUGUCUACUGGCACCUCGCAACUGGCUGUGAACGGACAAUUUGCCUUCAACCACACUUGGUUUCUUCCUUUUAGGUUUUAUAAUCAUUGUAUUAAUUUUUCGUACCUUUUUUGUAACUUAAUCUCAUGUACAUGUCACGUGCGCCACUCUGCGGACCGAGAGCCAUCCACUUGACAUCAUUGUUCAUUUAAUUCACUAAUGCCUUUUUCCUGCACAUUUAUUAUCAUGGGGUUUUCGUGUUUUUUUUCUACAAGCCCAAUUUGUUUGUAAAUGUCCAGUUUUUUUGUCGAUCGUGCUCUAUCACGAUUUGGCCUCGUCUCAGUCUUCUGCUGUAUGUGGUCUCCCAAACCGAAAAGGAAAAAAAAGAUGACGAGUAUUUGAAACACUGUGAAAUAAAGGUAGUUGUUGCAAGCAGACCCCAGUGUACAAACUUGGGCCAGAGCUGUCUGACAGAUGGUUUGAGAUUGACACUUUUAAAGGACAGCCAAGAACCUUAUGACAGUUUUACAAUCAGAACUUUUGGUAUUGUACAAAUGAGUGUCCAGGAUAGGUGUAUUUAGUGACAAUUCUCCCGUACAAAAUGCUACUGAUGAACUGUACAUUUUUAAUAGGUUGUAAGAAUAAACUAUCAGAACCAUCAA